This is a messenger RNA of Mercurialis annua (annual mercury), 1783 nucleotides long. Its product is annotated as probable sodium/metabolite cotransporter BASS6, chloroplastic. Lineage: Eukaryota; Viridiplantae; Streptophyta; Magnoliopsida; Malpighiales; Euphorbiaceae. The transcript is spliced from 9 exons. The coding region runs from base 183 to 1427 and encodes 414 amino acids. The record is from RefSeq and is a predicted model, not a curated record. Gene Ontology annotation, cellular component: membrane.
UUUUAUUCAUUCUUCCCAAGAAUAUGAAUUGGAGCAUGACGUACGUUUCUGGUUUCCAGUUUUACUUAUUUCCUAAUUAAACAAAAUUAUAGUGCUUUAAUCUCAAUUAACACUAAUCAUACUUAGUCAAAAAUACAAAACAAAAAGUGGCGAGUGCAAAGCAGUGGUGAUCGGAGCACAAAAUGAAUGUCAACAGUACUAAGCAAUGGCAGCUCUCUCAAUUUCAUCACCAGACCAAAUCCCAUGUUUCAAAAUCUCAGUUCUUUAAUCGAAAUUGUUCUUUAAACCCUUCAGAAUUUCGUUAUGUGGGUAUUUCACUUCAAUUUAAACCCAAUUCUCAAUUGGUUGGGUGUUCAAGAUUUUUGGUGAACAGAUGCUUAUCAGAGAAUUUAUCGGAUUCUUUUGAUCAGGAUUUGAGUCCAAAUACUGCAAACCAACACAAUAAGAUUGUUGUGCAGGAGUUUUCUAUUGUUAAUAUCCUGAAGCAAGCAAAUUCCCUACUGCCUCAUGUGGUACUUGCCAGUACGCUGUUGGCUCUCUUUUAUCCUCCCUCUUUCACAUGGUUUACCACCAGGUACUAUGCCCCUGCGUUAGGGUUUUUGAUGUUUGCAGUCGGGGUCAAUUCCAGCGAAAAGGAUUUUGUAGAAGCAUUCAAGAAACCAGCAGCUCUGGUAGCUGGCUAUGUUGGCCAAUUUGUUGUAAAGCCUAUCCUUGGGUACAUCUUUGGCAUAAGUGCUGUAUCAGUGUUUGGUCUCCCAACUCCUAUAGGUGCUGGGAUUAUGUUAGUAUCAUGUGUAAGUGGGGCCCAGCUUUCGAAUUAUGCUACUUUUCUUACUGAUCCAGCUAUGGCUCCUUUAAGUAUUGUCAUGACCUCACUGUCUACUGCCACCGCUGUGUUUGUUACCCCUUCGUUAUCACUCUUGCUUAUUGGAAAGAGACUACCUGUUGAUGUUAAAGGAAUGGUAUCUAGUAUUCUGCAAAUAGUGGUUUCCCCGAUUGCUGCAGGAUUGCUUCUAAAUAGGUUCCUUCCCGGUAUUUCUAAUGGUAUUCGGCCAUUUUUGCCUCCUCUCUCAGUACUCGUAACAGCCUGUUGCGUUGGAGCACCACUCGCUAUUAAUGUCGAGUCUGUUGUAUCCCCUUUUGGAGCAACCAUAUUGGCACUCAUUAUUUCAUUUCAUCUCGUGGCAUUUGUUGCUGGAUAUGUUUUUACUGGUCUUGUGUUUCCUAAAGCACCUGACCUAAAAGCACUUCAAAGAACAAUUUCGUUUGAGACGGGAAUGCAAAGCAGUCUUCUGGCCCUUGCGCUUGCAAAUAAGUUUUUUCAAGAUCCGCUUGUAGCCGUGCCCCCAGCCAUCUCUACUGUAAUGAUGUCUUUGAUGGGGUUCACUCUGGUGAUGAUUUGGAGUAAGAAGAAAGAAGUAUAUUAAAACUUAGCCAGUGAAAACUCAGAAAAUAGAGUAGCUCGUGUCUUUUUAGACUCCGAUACCACUUGUCCCAGCGUUUAAGUCCUUCAAGCCACAAUCCGCGGCUCCCUGUUAAUGCUUGCUGUAGGAGAGUUCUCUCCUGGAGCAUUCCUGUACCGAUCGAACAGCUUGUGAUAGGAUUUUUUUUUUUGCCACAUAUUCUGGAUGAGAUUCGAGGAAAUCAGUUUUACAAUAGAAGUAUUUUUUUUUAGUUGGCAUUUUGUAGCUCCUGAUUUGACAAAAUAAUGGUGAAUGUAUAUACUAUUGAAACAUCAACUUUAUGGCUAUGUUAUGACCAAAAAGACAUAAAUAUUUUGGGA